Molecule: messenger RNA, 5784 nt
Organism: Fopius arisanus
Lineage: Eukaryota; Metazoa; Arthropoda; Insecta; Hymenoptera; Braconidae
Product: lysine-specific demethylase 4C-like
Exons: 6
Coding region: 178-4875 (1565 amino acids)
Biological process (GO): chromatin remodeling; regulation of gene expression
Cellular component (GO): chromatin; nucleus
Molecular function (GO): histone H3K9 demethylase activity
Source: RefSeq, a predicted model, not a curated record
GAGGAAAGCAUUCGAGUAUUCGACUCAAUUCGACUGCGGGCAUUGCGGGCCAUCUUCAGUGUACAUUCACUAUUCAGUGCGUGUUGUGACUUAUUUUCACAGUGUUGGCAUGCAUUACCCUCUCUCAUUUCUCAAAUAAAAUGUCAUUUGUCGUUUGACCAAUAAACUUAUAAAAAUAUGGUGAGCAAUACGUCAGGACGCACACCACGUAUUCAGGUGUUCCGGCCUACAUACGAGGAGUUUAAGGAUUUUCCAAAAUAUGUCGAGUACAUGGAGAGUAAGGGAGCCCACAAAGCUGGUCUUGCUAAAGUCAUACCACCGCCUGAAUGGGUUCCACGAAAGGGUGGUUACGAUAUUGAGGGUAUGGACCUCACCAUACCGGCUCCAAUUUGUCAAGUUGUCACAGGUAAACAGGGACUUUAUCAACAAAUCAACAUUCAAAAGAAGUCCAUGACAAUUCAGGAAUACCAGAAACUUGCCAAUUCAGAGCGCUAUGGCACCCCUAAACAUUUCGAUUAUGAAGACUUGGAGAGGAAGUAUUGGAAGAACAUAACGUACAUUGCUCCAAUUUAUGGAGCUGAUGUCUCAGGUUCUCUUACUGAUCCUGAUGUUAAAGAGUGGAAUAUUAAUCGUCUGGGAACAAUACUUGACUAUGUGAACAAAGAUUAUGGAAUUUCGAUUGAUGGUGUUAAUACAGCCUAUCUCUACUUUGGUAUGUGGAAAACAACAUUUGCCUGGCACACUGAGGACAUGGAUUUGUACUCGAUAAAUUAUCUUCAUUUUGGAGCACCUAAAACUUGGUAUGCCAUUCCUCCUGAGCAUGGACGGAGACUGGAAAGAUUGGCUAAUGGUUUUUUUCCUGGAAGUUAUCAGAGCUGUCAGGCUUUUCUGAGACACAAAAUGUCUCUCAUUUCACCACAGAUUCUCCGCCAAUAUUCGAUACCAUGCAAUAAGAUAACUCAAGAGGCUGGAGAGAUUAUGAUAACAUUUCCAUAUGGUUAUCACGCUGGAUUUAAUCAUGGUUUUAAUUGUGCUGAGUCAACAAAUUUUGCAGCUCCACGUUGGGUUGAAUAUGGAAAAAGGGCAACCCAGUGUACCUGCAGCAAAGAUAUGGUGAAAAUAUCAAUGGACACGUUUGUCAAACGUUUCCAGCCUGAGAGAUAUGAUUUGUGGUUAAGAGGAGAGGAUGUCGGACCUCAUCCUGAGGAUCCUAGACAGACAGCAGCUCCAAUGCCCUCUCAAAUGGACCUCAUGUGUAGUAACAGCAAUGGUGAACUGCCCCAGAGUUAUCUGAAUGCUCCAAAGAAUAAGAGGCAUACAAUCCACAAGAAGAAAUCAAUGUCUAGUGGUAAUUCUGAUGGGAACAUUGAUGAGUUCGUUGAUCGAGCUGAUAUUCCACCUGAAGUGAAGAAGGCAAUUCAAGAUUUAGAUCUUGAGGAGGAUCAACCUGAUGAGCAGCAGCUCGAGGUCCUGGAGGACAUAUGGCUUAAGGCUGGAGAACUCGAGGUGGAAGAUGCUAAUAUUUACGAUGACGGUUACAGCCGUAAGAAAAAUCGAAAGAGGAAGAAGAAAGCUAAUUCAACAGACAAAGAGCCCAGACGUAUAAAGACGAAAAAACCUAUUAAACUGAGUUCGAUAUCUGAGAUUUCCAGCUCAACAGGUUCAUCAAAUUCAGGUACAAAACCAAAUUAUUUGAAUAUAAUUGGUAAUUCUGUGCCAUGUCUUGUUCUACCUAAAAUUACAAACUUGGAUAAUUUCACUGGGAUUUUAGAGAGCGAGGCCAUUAAAAGAAAUAAUGCUGUACUGAAGGGAGAUGAGACAUCCAUUUCUGAAUUUUCUGAGGCAUCUAAAAAGAAGAAAAAACACUGCAAACACGGAGAGAGGAAAAAACAUAAAAAACUCCAUGAGCAUAAGAAAAAAUUGAAAAAUAUGACAGCAAUGAAUAUGUUCAGUUCAUCUCAGCCUUUGGAUGUAUCAGACGUUGACGUUCAGAGGAAAUUAAUGGCAAUGCCCAGUCUCUCAUCUCAAAAAACAUUCAGUAAAAAAGACACAACAAAAACUAAUUUUUUAUCUAGCAGUAUUAUGUCUCAAACCAGUGAAAUUUACUCAUGUAAUACUCCAGAGAAAUCAUUAACCAGUGAUGAUCAAUUAGUAACCUCUGACACUCAAAGUAACACAACAAACUCAACAUCACACCUUCAACCGGUCAUGUUUUUAAAACAAGAAAAAUCAACAGAUACUAUUGACUCAAACACAUCAUUACUGAUCUCGCCCACAACAUCAGACACUUUUACUGAAACCAAGCCAUUCACAUUCACAACGUCUCUAGUUGGAAAACCGAUGAUGAGUUAUAAAAAUGAUCUCAUAAAAGCUCCUAGACUCAGUGUUUUGAAUAAAUCAGGGGUUAUAAAAGAGAUUAGGUCGUCUGAAGCGCACGUCAAGGAGGACAGGGAAGCUCUGAGUGCAGCUGACAGUCUUUUGGUCCUUAAACAGACCCCUUCAAGAUUAUUGACCGACUCAAAGACAAGUAUCUCUUCAAAUACAAACCUCAUGUUCCUGCAGAAACCAGUGUUCCCACAUAGUCUUUCAAGAGAUUGCCAAAUUACCGGAUCAAGUGUAAUGGAAUCCAACGAGUGGCACGAUCAAAUUGAAAAAUUGAAGACCAUAAACACAUCAUUUGUUCCAGAAACAUCGAAACCCCUAGUCAAUAAUCAUAGCAAUUCAACAUCAAAGCCAGCGUUCACCUUUACUUUCGAUAGACCACCUGUGAAUCCUAAUAUAUCGAAUGACCAAGGGAACAAGUCACCUGAGAGUGGUAACGUUGUGCAGAAUAGAUUGUGGCAAGUAUCCACAAGUAACGCUAUUUUCUAUGCUGCUGAGCCACCUGGAGAGAUGAAGCCCCCUCAAACAUCGACGAUUACAGGGACAGGCACUUUACAUCUCAAUAAAUUAGGACAAAAUUCAGUACUUGUAGCUCCACAAAAUGACAAAUUCUUGACAACCAAAUCAUUCCCAAUUGGACAGAAGGCCUUCACACCGCCAAGUCUUGGAACUUCACUCCUCAAAAUCUCUAGAAAUAAUAACGAAGGAGAUAUUGUAAUACCACAACCUCAAUAUCCUACAAAUCUAAAAGUACAAACACCAGUAAAAACCACAAAGAGACCUCCAAGGAAGAAAAUACCUACAAAAUUGUCAAGAGCGAUACAAAAUACAGAAGGGAUUUAUAUGGGAGUAAUUGAGCCUAAAAUGUGUUCUAUCGCCACUCAAGUCGACAAUUUGACUCCUCUCGAGGAUGAAAUAACAUUUGCAACACUUCCGGCAAACAGCGACCCUCCAGAAAUCAUAUGUAAUCCAGAUUUAACCCCCACACAACCAUUGAUUCCUGUUCCAUUAUCAAUUGAUGCCACUGGAGAAUCAAUCAAGUCUUCAUUACAAACUUGCAUUGAAUAUACAUCAUCACUAUCAUCCCCUGAGGCGAUGCAGAAUGGAAAUGUCAGAGUAAAGAGAUCCGCAGCAUCAAAAAGGAAACCAAAGGAUAAACCGAUUAAAUCAAGACUAACGGAUUGUCAAGAAGACAUCGACUUGCCACCACCAGUGCUCAGCAUCGAAUCAAAUUACCCAAGUCCCAAACAGGAGAUCAUAAAGACACAUUCACCAACAAUAGCUCAUUCUGGUCAAACAAUACCUGGACACAUCACGACGAUGCUAUUCCCCAAUAUACCAGAUUUGGAGACUCUCAAGAGCUUCAAUGACUACUGGAGUGCUCAAAAAUCUCACUGUGCAAUAUGCACAGCUUUUGCCGCUGCAAACGACAACAAUUAUCGUCAAAUGCCGCCAGAUUGGAAGUACUGUAAGCCAACAGUAUUACCAGAGAAUUCACCGAUUUUCGUAUCAUCUUCAUUAUUCGCAGCGAAUUCUAAAGAGCAGAGUGUGGAGCCUGAAAAUGAUAAAUUGUUGAGAUGUCGUGAGUGUCGUGUGACCGUCCAUGCCUCCUGCUAUGGAAUAACAGUAUUACCCACAGAUUUGCCAAAUUGGGCAUGUGAUAAGUGUAAAGCUGGAAUGAUACAGGUAAUGUGUUGCUUAUGUCCAAUGAGAGGAGGAGCUGUUAAGAGAACGAGUGAUGCACGAUGGGCGCAUAUUUUCUGUGCACUAUUAAUACCUGGGGUAACAUUCAAGGAUCCAGUUAAUAAAGAUCCUAUCAAUGUACUAACGAUAAAAGCUGAUAUUUUGGGGCAGAGAUGCUCGUGCUGUGACCAGAAGGAUGGAGUUUGUCUGGGCUGUCAUGUUUGUGGGGCUCUAUUUCAUCCCUCUUGUGGCCUUGUCACAGGUGCCACUUUUAUUAUACCUGCCUACAACUCCCAGGAACUUCAAGUUACCUGUCACGGUCAUGCCAAUCGAAAGGAGAAUAACCCACUUGUGAGGAAUGGGGAAAUAGUGUGGGCUAAACACAGAAAUAAACGGUAUUAUAAGGCUACAGUGCAGUCCAUCGAUACGCAUCUAUUUUACAUGGUCACCUUCAAUGACUCUAGUUUCAGUGAUGACCUCUAUCCCAGAGAUAUCACAAACUAUCCAGCUGCUAGCAUACCCUCUGUUGGAGCAGCCGUAAAAGUUAAGUGGACGGAUGGCCAGAGUUAUGAUGGCAUUUUCGAAGGAACAAAUCCUCGAUAUAUGUACACGGUGUUAUUUGAAGACGGAUCACAAUUGGUUAUAAAACGCGAUCAGAUUUAUAGUCUGCAGGAGGAGAUGCCAAGGAGAGUGCUCUCGCGCUUGUCUACUGCAACUGAAAUGAAGCAUCGAUAUCAUCUUUAUGGCACUGAGAGUGAAAUUGAGAAUCUACGCAAGGGGAAACAGUUGAUGAAAAAAUCGAAAUAUUGACCAAACGACUGAUUUAAGUGAAAUAAUUAACUGUAUUUAAUUUUUCGUGUAAAUAGUCGUAAUUGAAAAUUUUGUUUGUUCUCGUAUAAAAUUAGCGUUCUUUGUGUAAAUGAUUAUUCAUUUGAGGUGGUUUAUGCGGAUUGGAAACAGAUAAUAUCAGCCUUUCACUAAAUUUUAUUAUUGACUAAAUUUCUUUUAUCACAAUAAAAGAAGAAUCCGUCGUUCAAAUAAGGUAACGUUGAUGUGCAAAUCUUUUAUACGUUUGAUUAUCCACAAUUAUGAUAUUAUGAAAUAAGUCCACUGGAGCUUCAGUUUUCGAUUUUUAUACGUUGCACCAUCUGUUGGUUGAAAACUGUUGUUUGCAGAUUAGCAGAUUAAGAAUUCACAAACAAAUAUAAUAGAGAUAAUCUAUAAUUUAUAAAUCAACUACUAUGUGUAUUAUAAAUAUUAUCGUGUGAAUAUUGUAAUUAGUCCUGAAACUUGAGAAUUUGACUUGAAUAUGAAACAGAGUAUGUCAUCUCUAUUAAAAGAAAACCUCGAACGUUCGAGGGUAGUUUGUUUAAAAAAAUAUUAUAAUAACAAUAUUGAUAUUAUAGAGAUACUUGUAAAAAGAAAAUCAUAUAUAAAGAAAGAGGAACAACCAUUCACCUAGACCCAAACGGGUCUACAACUUGUGCAAAUUCAUUUAUGAAUUGAGAAAUUAUUCAAUAUAGAAUUGAGAUAUACUGACCGAAAUGAGACAAAGAAUGAUGAUUAAAAUUUUAAAUGAUUACUGCUUAUUGCAAUAAAAUAACUAUGCUAAUUGUUGUAUGUAACAAUAAAGAAAGAUUUAUGAGCGAUAAAAUACGGAGAGAAUCAUGAAAUGUACAAUAUGUGGUAUGACAAAAUACAUUUAUUCACUUGUAAGUA